This is a messenger RNA of Thlaspi arvense, 3124 nucleotides long. The record is from the annotation of a GenBank genome assembly. Lineage: Eukaryota; Viridiplantae; Streptophyta; Magnoliopsida; Brassicales; Brassicaceae.
AAAAAACUGGAAAUUUUUUUUUAAAAAAAAAAACGAGCAAAAGAUGAACCUCCUCUUUUCACCGUACUGAUAAUUUAUCGUUGAGUUUCUUCGAGAUCAUUCCUGUGGUCUAGAAAUGAACAACCGAAUUAAAGAAGGAUCCAGCAUGAUUUGUGCUUAUGGUCGUUCAGAUGGAUCAAGCAGCAUUAUGAGUUUUGAUGGAUCAGAAACUCGUCAAAGUACAGAUGAUAAUAAACAAGCUCAUCAAAGUUUAGUGGAGUGGUUAAAUGAGACACUUCCUUAUUUAAAGUUACCAUGGGAAGCUUCAGAGGAAGAUUUGAGAGCAUGUUUGAUGGAUGGUACUGUCUUUUGCAAUCUCUUGAAUCAGCUCAGUCCCGGUUCAUUGAAAAUGGGAGGUAGUUUUGAGCUUGCUUCUUUAAAUAUUGAGAGAUUUUUGACAGCUAUGGAUGAAAUGGCCUUGCCUAGAUUUGAGGCUUCAGACUUACAACAGGGAGAUAUGGUUCCAGUUUUACAGUCUCUUAAAGCGCUUAAAGCUAGUUUCUCUGAUAAUGGAUAUGAUAAGAAUACACUUUGUGCAAUGAGACGAUGGAGUUGGCCUGAGGAUCAUUCAAAUUUAAAGGGACUUGAUAGCAACUUUAAUGAUGGACUACAGUUGAAGGAAGGAUCCGAGAUCAAUAUAUCUCAUGCCAAAAUUUUGGACUUACUAAAAUCAAACAAUUUACAAAAUACUUCUACUCGAUCAUUGUUCGAUAUGCUCGAUAAGCUUCUUGACGAGAGCGUGCAGAAGAUGAAUGUGGAUGUGUCUCAUGCUUUUGCGUCUAUUUUGAGAGGCAUUGUGGAAGUAGUGGAACAACGGAUCUCAAAUCAAGCUGAGAACCUAAAGAAUCAAAAUAUACUCUUUAGGGUUCGUGAAGAAAAAUAUAGAUCAAGAAUAAAAGUAUUAGAAACUUUGGCAUCUGGUACAACAGAUGAGAAGGAGCUAGUGUCAGAAGAACAAGAUGUGCUCCAACUGAAAAAGGAAAGAGAGCGCAGGGAUGCUGAUAUUUCUAAGUUAAAGCAAGAACUUGAACUUGUGAAAGAGACACAUGAAGAACAGUUUUUGAAUCUAGAAUCAAAUGCUCAGAUAGCUAAGAUUGAGUUGGAGAAGCAAUUAAAGGACUCAGAGUUACGUGUAGUAGAGUCAACCGAAAAAGCGAAAGAACUCGAAAAUUUAUGGGAAACUAAAAGUAAAAGAUGGGAGAAGAAAGAGCAAACAUACAAGAGUUUUAUAUACCACCAGACAGAGGCUUUGCAGGAGUUGAGAGCUACCUCAAUGUCUUUAAAACAAGAAGUCCUAAAGGCAAGAGAAAACUACUACCAAGAUCUAAAUUACUACGGCUUAAAGCUCAGAGGAGUGGUUCAUGCAGCAAAAAAUUACCAGGUAGUUGUUGAAGAGAAUCGAAAGCUUUACAAUGAAGUGCAAGAACUAAAAGGAAACAUUAGAGUCUACUGUCGGAUAAGACCAUUCCUCGAAGGGCAAAACAAGUCAGAAACAUCAAUAGAGUACACAGGUGAGAAUGGUGAGCUGGUUGUUGCAAACCCCUUAAUGCAAGGCAAAGAUACUCACAGGUUCUUUAAAUUCAACAAAGUCUUUGGCCCUGCAUCAACUCAAGAGGAAGUAUUCUUAGAUACCCGACCAUUGAUUCGUUCCAUUCUUGAUGGCUAUAAUGUGUGCAUAUUUGCUUACGGUCAAACGGGUUCGGGAAAGACUUAUACAAUGAGCGGACCAAGCAUAAAUUCAGAAGAAGAUUGGGGUGUAAACUAUCGAGCUUUAAAUGACUUGUUUCACUUAACUCAAAGUAGUCAAAACACAGUCAUGUAUGAAGUUGGUGUUCAAAUGGUUGAGAUUUACAAUGAGCAAGUUCGUGACCUACUUUCUGAUGAUGUUCCUGAUGCAAGCAUGCAUUGUGUAAGAUCAACUGAAGAUGUUCUUGAAUUGAUGGAUAUUGGUUUGAUGAACAGAGCUGUUGGAGCCACAGCUCUUAAUGCAAAAAGCAGUAGAUCACACAGUGUUCUUUCUGUUCACGUACGCGGUGUUGAUGUCAAGACUGACUCCAUAUUGCGUGGUAGUUUGCACUUGGUUGAUCUUGCUGGAAGUGAGAGAGUCGAUCGCUCUGAAGUAACUGGAGAUAGACUCAGGGAAGCUCAACAUAUAAACAAAUCAUUGUCAGCUCUUGGAGAUGUUAUUUUCGCUCUAGCACAUAAGAACCCUCAUGUACCUUAUAGAAACAGCAAGCUUACACAAGUCCUCCAAAAUUCUUUGGGAGGACAAGCCAAAACUCUUAUGUUUGUUCAGAUUAAUCCUGAUGAAGGUUCAUAUGCUGAGACAGUAAGUACUUUGAAAUUCGCGGAAAGAGUUUCUGGUGUCGAGUUAGGUGCAGCGAGAAGCUAUAAGGAAGGACGAGAUGUUAGACAACUCAUGGAACAGGUAUCGAACUUGAAAGAUAUGAUUGCCAAGAAAGACGAAGACCUUCAAAAGUUUCAAAACGUAAACGGUAUCCAAAAACGUGGAUUAAGCAAUCUAAGAUUUGAGUCUCCUUCGCCUAGAAGACAUUCAUUAGGAGGAGCUUCACCAAAUGCUUCAAGACGAAAACAAGGAUCUGGUUUACUUAGAACAACUUCAGAUUCAGCUAGACAUAAUGAAUCAUCGUCUAAGUUUUCUGAAACUGAUGGCUCAAUUAGUAGCAGAGCAAUGGAGUUGAGUCUCUUCCCUGAAACCUCAAAUCCUCCUGAAAUGUCUGAACAAUCUGAACAAAGUGAAAAAGCAAAUGCUGGACCAUCAAAGUCACUGAAGCAUACACCAAGACCAGACCAAACUAGACCUUCUCGUCUGUCCAUUUCCACAUCCUCCUCCUCCAAAGCUUUAACAAGUUCUAAAAGACCGAUCAAUGGCUUUUCAUCUUCAGUAAAACCUCUCAGCAGAAAGCGAUAAAGGAUAUUAUUGCGAUAACUUUAUUUUAUGGAGAUUAAAAUCUAUGAACAAAAGCUUUCUUUCUUCUACGAAUCAAUUAACCUUGUUUUGUUUAUUCGAAACUUGUAAGUAAGAUCUGGUUUGAACAAAUUAUCAAUGAAAAUUGCUUGUGAU